This is a messenger RNA of Erigeron canadensis, 837 nucleotides long. RefSeq lists its product as uncharacterized. The record is from RefSeq and is a predicted model, not a curated record. The transcript is spliced from 3 exons. NCBI's taxonomy places the organism in Eukaryota, Viridiplantae, Streptophyta, Magnoliopsida, Asterales, Asteraceae. Bases 1 to 837 code for a protein of 278 amino acids.
AUGGACAGAAGUACACUCCACCUCCAAUUCGUCAGGAGCAAGCAACCGCCAUUACUACCCGAACAGGAUACAGGUAAUGAUGAGGAAGCUGAUGUUGAUGAGGAAAUUGAGAUGGAAGACAGUCCUACUGUGAAGACUCCGGUUACUCCACCAAAACCGGAUGUGAUACCCGAGGCUAAGCCAUACAAGCCUAAGGGAAUGCCAAAUUAUGCAAAGUUUAUCAAAGAACUUGUGACGGAUAAAGGAAAGAUAUUUAAGGUGAGGGCUACUUAUCUUAAUGCCGAGUGUUCUGCUAUCUUGCAGAACCAACAGAUUCCACCUAAGCUUGAGGAUCAAGGGAGUUUCCUUAUCACUUGUUCUAUUCGUUCUUUAACUUGUAAGGCACUUGUCGACCUAGGUGCUAGUAUCAAUUUGAUGCCUUACUCGGUUUGGAGUAAACUGGCUUUGGGAGCAUUGAGACCUACCCGAAUGAGUAUAAGAUUAGUUGACCAUUCUUUUCAGUAUCCCAUUGGGAUUGCUGAAAAUAUGACUGUCCAGGUAGACCAUAUUGUGUUUUUGGUUGACUUCGUAAUCUUAGAAAUGGAAGAAGACACUAAGGUACCCCUAAUUCUGGGUAGACCAUUCCUUAACACCGCGGAUGUCGUUAUUCGGGUGAAAGAUAAGGAGAUUUCUUUGGGUGUGGGUACUGAUAGGAUUGUGUUUAAUGUUGAAAGGUCUAUUAAGCAUUCUUAUUCUACUGACGAGUCUUGCUUCAGGAUUGAUGUCAUUGAUGAUGCUUUAGAUCAAGAAUUUCAGCAACUCAUGGAGACAGAAGUUGAUAAGAGCUCACAUGCUUAG